Messenger RNA from Juglans regia (Persian walnut), 2044 nucleotides. Its product is annotated as beta-glucuronosyltransferase GlcAT14B-like. The record is from RefSeq and is a predicted model, not a curated record. Lineage: Eukaryota; Viridiplantae; Streptophyta; Magnoliopsida; Fagales; Juglandaceae. Gene Ontology annotation, molecular function: glucuronosyltransferase activity. Gene Ontology annotation, cellular component: membrane. Bases 487 to 1752 code for a protein of 421 amino acids. The transcript has 5 exons.
UUUUUCCUGUUACAAUUUUCAUGUUAAAAACUCGGCUCGCUCAGAGAGAGAGAGAGAGAGAGAGAGAGAGAGUCCUUAAGCCUUGCAAGCCGCGAAGAAAGCGAACGACUUCUCUGAUUUCUUUCACACGCAAACACGUCCUGUUUAAAACUCAAACAUAAAGGAAGAAUCUUUUUUUUUUUUUUUAAUAAAGAGAUCUACAAUUUACAAAUGCCUCUCUCUCUCUAAAUCUUUCAUUUUUUUUUCCUAGUAGUUUAUUCUAUCUCCGUCCCUAUCUUCCUCGACGUGCACAAACUGUGUGUUUUGCUCAUACAAAACAGCUAUAUUUAUAUGUCAAAAUUUUGGAGUCUUUUUGAAGAAGGUGUUGAUCCAAGUUCAAAGGCUUGAUCAAUUGGUCGUUCGUUACUUUGUUCUGUUAUGUAUUGGGCGAGCAAGGAAACUUGGAAUGCAGAAUUUAUUGAUUGGAACCCAUGAUAAGGCUUGCUAAUGGGGUCCCUAAACAUGGAGAAGAAAUGGUUAUUUCCGCUCAUCAUAAGCUCUCUAAUAUGCAUAUUCCUUCUGGCCACUACCUUCAACAUGGGUCUUGUUUUCUCACUGCACACAAUUAAUUCGAUCUUUUCAAUUUUUCCGUCUCACUUGGCUACAAAUCAAAAGGGCCCUGUUUUUGCCGAAUCAAGAGUUUCACAAUCUCCACCCCCUCCUACCAGCCCAACGAUUCCUCGGUUUGCUUAUUUGGUUUCUGGGUCAAAAGGUGAUUUGGAAAAGCUUUGGAGAACUCUUCACGCACUUUACCAUCCACGAAACCAAUAUAUUGUUCAUUUGGAUCUUGAGGCGCCGGCAGAGGAGAGGUUGGAGCUAGCCUCCCGAGUGGAGAAAGAACCGAUUUUUGCUAAGGUUGGGAAUGUUUACAUGAUUACCAAAGCUAAUAUGGUCACUUAUAGAGGACCCACUAUGGUAGCUAAUACUCUUCAUGCUUGUGCCAUUCUUCUCAAAAGGAGUAAGGAUUGGGAUUGGUUUAUCAACCUCAGUGCUUCCGAUUAUCCUCUCGUGACGCAAGAUGAUCUUCUAUACACAUUUUCGCCUUUAGAUCGAAACCUGAAUUUCAUUGAGCACACGAGCCAGCUAGGAUGGAAGGAGGAUAAGCGUGCAAUGCCUUUGAUGAUAGACCCUGGCUUAUACUCGUCAACCAAAUCAGAUAUCUUCUGGGUCAAUCCCGGAAGAACUUUGCCAACGGCUUUUAAGUUAUUUACAGGUUCGGCAUGGAUGGUUCUGUCACGUUCAUUUGUAGAGUAUUGUGUCUGGGGUUGGGAUAAUUUACCAAGGACCCUUCUCAUGUACUACACAAAUUUCGUCUCCUCCCCUGAGGGAUACUUUCAGACUGUCAUAUGCAACGUGCCCGAGUUUGCUAAGACUGCAGUCAACCAUGACUUGCACUAUAUUUCUUGGGACAACCCCCCGAAACAACAUCCUCACACCCUUUCCCUUAUUGACACUGACAAGAUUAUUGGUAGCAGUGCGCCAUUUGCUCGAAAAUUCAAACAAGAUGACCCGGUGUUGGAUAAGAUUGAUAAGGAUUUACUAAGGCGGAAGAAUGGGAGCUUCACCCCUGGUGGUUGGUGCUCUGGCAGCUCCAAAUGUUCCAAAGUAGGGAACCCGAACAAGCUGAAACCAGGCCCAGGAGCUCAAAGGCUUCGCCGCCUCAUAGCUAGGCUUGUAUUGACGGCUAAUAUGGGCCAAAAUCAGUGUAAAUAGGAUUUUUUGGAACGUGAAAGAUUCUAAAGAGGAAACAAAUAAUAAUAAUUAGAAAGAUCCAUCUACAAGCCAAACGAAAGUAAAUGAAAAUUUCCACUGGGACGAAGAAUUUAAUGCUGUUGAUGCAGCCAAGACCUCAUUCUUGUUAGUCUUGAAGGCAUGUUAGCGUAGGUAUAAGCAUAGCAAUAAAUUGUUGCCAGGAUCAUUCAAAGUUGGCUCUUACUCAUUCUUCUUCUGUUAGCUUCUGAUUAGGUUGAACUGUUCACAUAUUUACUAUGAUUAUUUUUUCUGC